This is a messenger RNA of Megalobrama amblycephala (Wuchang bream), 1433 nucleotides long. Its product is annotated as GTPase IMAP family member 7-like. The transcript is spliced from 2 exons. The record is from RefSeq and is a predicted model, not a curated record. The coding region runs from base 1 to 1335 and encodes 444 amino acids. Lineage: Eukaryota; Metazoa; Chordata; Actinopteri; Cypriniformes; Xenocyprididae. Gene Ontology annotation, molecular function: GTP binding.
AUGUACACGAAUAAGGAGAGUAUUCAGAACACUAUUCACUUACCAGAGUGUCUUUUUCAAAUAGAGUCUAAACCUGCAAGAAAGAUUUUUCUCCUUGGAAAAACAGGAGAUGGAAAAAGCAGCAGUGGAAAUACUUUUCUCAAUAAAGAAAGAUUCACAACUGAAUCUUCACCUGAAUCUGUAACAGCUGGAUGUCAAACAGGAGUUGAGAUGGUUCGUGGAAGAUUAGUCACAGUUAUUGACACACCUGGAUUCUUUGACACACGUCUUGAUGAGGAAUUCAUAAAAUCUCAGAUCAUUAAAUCCAUUAUUGAAUGUGCUCCAGCUGUUGAUGCCCUAGUCAUCGUUCUAAAAGUUGAAAGGUACACAAGACAAGAAAUGGAGAUUCUGGAUAAAAUUGUUGAGUGCUGUGGAGAGGAUGCCUUUAAACAUGCAGUGAUUUUAUUCACUCAUGGUGAAGAACUAGAUGGUCAAACUAUUGAAAAAUAUGUGAAGAAGAGUCCAAAACUACAGGAGCUUGUUGAUAAAUGUGGAGGUCGCUGUCAUGUCAUUGACAAUAAACACUGGAAUGACUGUCACUUAGGGUACAAGAGCAACAAGGUCCACAUGAAAAAACUGAUGGACACCAUCGACAUGAUGGUGAAAAAGAAUGGCUGCUACACCAAUGAGCUGAUGCCACAUGUAGAGGAAGACAUUCAAGAGGAGAUGCAUAGUAUGGACACAAUUAAUUUGUGUCCAGAAGAGAAGCGAGAGGCAGCGAAGAAGAUUAUUUAUAAAAAAUAUCUCAUUAGGUUUGCAGGAGUGACUACAGGGACACUGAUUGGUGCUUUUAUGGGAAUCGGUGUUGCAGUGGGAUCUGUCGUGGCUUUACUCAGAGCGGCUAAAUUGACGAAAGCAUUCAAAGCAAUGGCCACAACUGCAACUGUUGUAAGCACAUUAGCAGAUAAAGCAGCAAUGGCAGCAACAGCAACAGGAACAACAGCAGGAGCAUCUGCAGUAGUAGCAGCAGGAGCAGCAGGAGUGGGAACAGUAGCGGUGGAGGCAGGGAUAGUAACAGGAGCUGCAGCAGGAGCAGGAGCAGUGGAGGCAGGAGUUGCAGCAGGAGCAGGCAUCGGAGCAGCAGCUGGUAUAGGAAUCGCUGCAGGUGUCAUAUUAGGAGCUGCAGCUGUUGCAGGAGCGAUUGGAGGAGGAAUCACUGGAUACAAAUCAGCAGAAGAAGCUGAUUCUGUGCUUGAUGCCAUUAAGAUAUCAGCUAAAGUUAACUAUAAGAAUGCAAAAGAGGUUGUUAGAAAGGCGGAAGAACUCCCUUCUAAUGUUUAUAAGAAGAUUCAGUAGAAUUUCUUAUGAAUGAAAUGCAACAAAUUGUUGUUGUAAAUUCAAUAUUUUCAUUUGUAACCCUUGACCACAAAACCAGUCAUAAGUUGUUGUUUUUU